Molecule: messenger RNA, 1578 nt
Organism: Tilletiopsis washingtonensis
Lineage: Eukaryota; Fungi; Basidiomycota; Exobasidiomycetes; Entylomatales
Product: tyrosine tRNA ligase
Exons: 4
Coding region: 34-1377 (447 amino acids)
Biological process (GO): tyrosyl-tRNA aminoacylation
Molecular function (GO): ATP binding; tyrosine-tRNA ligase activity
Source: RefSeq, a predicted model, not a curated record
AUCAUUCCUCCCACAUCACGAAUCCACACCGCUAUGUCCGCCCCGCCGAAGCUGGCGCCCGCCGAGGCCUACGAGCUCAUCACGCGCGACCUGCACGAGGUCCUCGGCGCCGAGCCCUUGCGUGCGCUGCUCGACAAGCAGGAGCGUCCCGUGCGUGCUUACUGGGGCACGGCGCCCACGGGCCGCCCGCACGUCGGCUACCUCGUGCCGCUGGCCAAGAUUGCAGACUUUCUCACGGCGGGCGUCGAGGUCAAGGUGCUGCUGGCCGACGUGCAUGCCUUCCUCGACAAUCUCAAGGCGCCCAUCGAGCUCGUCCGUCAUCGCGUCGUCUACUACCGCAUGCUUCUCACGACUGUGCUCCAGUCGAUCGGCGUGCCCGUCGAGCGGCUCACCUUCGUCGUCGGCUCGAGCUUCCAAUUGAGCGCGGCGUACAACAUGGACGCCUACCGCCUCGCCGCCAGCACGACGGAGCACGACGCGAAAAAGGCGGGCGCGGAAGUCGUCAAGCAGGUCUCCAGCCCGCUGCUUAGUGGCCUCCUCUACCCCGGCCUGCAGGCCCUCGACGAGCAGUACCUCGACGUCGACUUUCAGUUUGGCGGCGUGGACCAGCGCAAGAUCUUCACCUUUGCCGAGGCCGUGCUGCCCAAGCUGGGCUACGCCAAGCGUUCGCAUCUCAUGAACCCCAUGGUGCCGGGGCUCAAGGGCUCCAAGAUGUCCUCGUCCGACGCCGGCUCCAAGAUCGAUUUCCUCGACGAGCCUUCGGCGAUCCGCAAGAAGAUCAAGGACGCGGCGUGCGUCGAGGGCGUCGUCGAGGACAAUGGCGUGCUGGCCUUCACAAAGGCCGUGCUGCUGCCUCUUGCGCGCCUGCGCUUCGAGUCGGGCGCAAGCGGCGCCGCAGGCGUGCAUGCGUCUGCCCCGCCCGGAACGCUCUUCUCCAUCAUGCGCGACGACAAGUUUGGCGGCCCGGCACACUACAAGGAGUACAGCGCCCUCGAGGCCGACUUUGCCAGCAAGGCACUGCACCCCGGAGACCUCAAGAAGGGCGUGGCCGAUGCGAUCUGCCAGCUGCUCGAGCCCGUGCAGCGCGAGUUUGAGCAGAAUGAAGAGUUCAGAAAGGCAGAGGCAGACGCGUACCCCAAGGAGCCCGAGCCGGUGAAGAAGAAGAAGGAGAAGAAGAGUGAGUUGCCAGCGCGACCCAAAGCUGGCACAUCUCGUGCCCAAGUCCGAGGGCGGCACGGGCCCCGAGCACGACGGCUCCGACGCGGCGGCACAGAUGGAGGGCGAUGCGCUCGCCGAGGGCGUCGCGCGGUUGGCCGUCGAGGAGGGCGCGGGGCCGAAGCCGUGAGAAUCCAAAAAGACGCACCCGCCAUUGCCUAGACACUGUGCGAUGCAAAGCGUGCCCCCAUCACACAGUGAGCCGGGGGGCGGGCAUGGUCUGGAUUGCGCAAGCCUAGAGCGGAGAGAAGGCAGACUAGUACUCUCCCUCAAUCUCGCUGUCCGACUCGUCGAGGCCGCGCACGAUGAGCGCUGUGCCGCCGCCGCCGCCGCCGCCGCCGCCGCCGCCGCCGCCGCCGCCCG